UCAGAGCACUCGGCUGGGCAAGCUAUUUCCCAACAGCACUAGAAUUCAGUGCCGCACCCUUCCCCACUCGCUGUCGGUCGUGCGGUCCUCUGUUCUUGGUUCUUCCGGCCAACUUUCGUUCGUUCCUCGCGGCGCAGGGGAACGAUGACGCAUUAAAUUGUUCUAAAUUCUGUCAUAUUUGCCCAUCAUGUCUUUGAGAAGCAAGGACUUCGUUGCUGCGGGCAAAUACAAAGCUAUCCGUAAAAUUGGAAGUGGCUCCUUCGGUGAAAUCUACACAGGGAUCAACACGACUAAUGGAGAGGAGGUAGCAUUGAAACUAGAACCAAUCAAUGCACGACAUCCACAACUGCUCUAUGAAAGCAAGCUCUACAAAAUCCUACAGGGUGGAAUAGGAAUCCCACAUUUCAGAUGGUUCGGCAGGGAGGCCGAGUACUGGGUGCUGGUGAUGGACCUGCUGGGGCCGUCACUGGAGGACCUGUUCAACUUCUGCUCGCGGCAGUUCACCGUGAAAACGGUGCUCAUGCUGGCUGACCAGAUGGUCGGCCGGGUCGAGUACAUCCACAGCAAAAACUUCAUCCACCGCGAUAUCAAGCCAGACAACUUCCUCAUGGGCAUUGGCAGGCACUGCAACAAGCUGUUCGUGAUAGACUUCGGUCUGGCCAAGAAGUUCCGCGACAGCCGCUCGCGCGUGCACAUCCCGUACCGAGAGGACAAGAACCUGACGGGCACGGCGCGGUACGCCAGCAUCAACGCCCACCUGGGCAUCGAGCAGAGUCGGCGGGACGACAUGGAGUCGUUGGGCUACGUGCUGGUCUACUUCCGGAAGGGCAGUCUCCCCUGGCAGGGCCUGAAGGCGGUCAACAAGAAGCAGAAGUACGAGCGCAUCAGUGAGAAAAAGAUGGCCACGCCGCUGGAAGUGCUCUGCAAGGGCUGUCCGGGCGAGUUCGCCAUGUAUCUCAACUACUGCCGCGGCCUGCGCUUCGAGGAGGCGCCCGACUACAUGUACCUGCGCCAGCUGUUCCGCAUCCUGUUCCGCACGCUGAACCACCAGUACGACUACACGUUCGACUGGACGAUCCUGAAGCAGAACGGGAUCGCGGCGCACGCCGGCCAGCCCAACCCGACCGCGGCCGUCCAGCCAGGAGUCAACUGAGCAAGUCUAGCCAGUGUAGGCAAGCGACCUGACGCUGAUGACGGCCCGGCCACCCUGCGGCCCGGUGUCGCCCACCCAAGACAAGCUCUCGCUCUGGUGAUAUAUAAAUCCUAGUUGGCCGGUCGGCGGGCGGAGCCAGCGGCCGACCGGCCGGCCGGCGCCGCUGGCCGGGCGCGCAGACAGCGCCGCCGGCGGCCCGGCCCGGGCGCUGGAGAAAUUUCACGUUACCAGGAGGUGGUGCGGGAGAACGCUGUGCGCCGUGCGUGCGGCCUGAACUGAUACAUACACACAUACACACUGAGAGAGAGUGACUGGAGCGAGUGGAGCCGCGGUGCGCGUGUGUGCGUGUGACACGGAGUGUGUGAGAGUGAGUGAGUGCCGGGCGGGCGCGGCCGACGCGAUCGUGUAGGUAACCGGGGACCGAGCGGCGCUCGCCACAGGUCGGCGGCGCGCCAGCCAGCCACCAGCCGACCGACAAACACCCUUUUUAUCAGACGCAAAUCAGCGGCGCGGCAGUUUUUAACAUGUGUUGGCAAUACAUGUGAUGAACAGUUUUCUCACAUUCGGUGUAUUGGCCGGGUGACCGCUAACGCGUCUGGUAAUCUGCAUUACUUUGUUUCUGAGUUCGUUGGUGUCAGUCUGUGUCACAAGAUCUUCUUAUUGUAGGACGUUUUGUAAUAAAAGUUUAGUAAAUCGUACCACUUCUCGUGUGCGACAGUUAGAAGCUCAGCUCGGGAGCCGGAAGUGUCGCAUGACAAGGAGAAUACCAGUGAAAAUAUUCGCAGUGCGGUAAUACAUCGUGUAACGUGUACGCUCA
Messenger RNA from Amphibalanus amphitrite, 1970 nucleotides. Its product is annotated as casein kinase I-like. Gene Ontology annotation, biological process: signal transduction; negative regulation of canonical Wnt signaling pathway; peptidyl-serine phosphorylation. The transcript has 8 exons. Gene Ontology annotation, cellular component: cytoplasm; nucleus. Bases 188 to 1153 code for a protein of 321 amino acids. The record is from RefSeq and is a predicted model, not a curated record. Gene Ontology annotation, molecular function: ATP binding; protein serine/threonine kinase activity. NCBI's taxonomy places the organism in Eukaryota, Metazoa, Arthropoda, Thecostraca, Balanomorpha, Balanidae.